AUGGCGAAGGGAAAAAUAAAGAAAAAGGUGAAAAAGAGACGGUUCCCGGUAGUGAAACGCGGUGAUAUCCUACCGCUGUUACCGCUUCUCGGUGUUAUCGGCUCGCUGCCCGGUGGAGCGGCGGGUGUCGCCAAGGCGAUGAAUGACGCCAAGUACGGUCGCCGAGUGAGUGAGGUGACAAGUGUAAUAACAAGAUAUCGAAUAAAAGUUAUUCUAUCUAUUCAGAAGUGCAUAAUUAUUCUAAACUUUCCGAGCCAAAGCCCCCUUGACCAGCACGGCGAAUCCCGAAUCUUUACGCAGCGCCUACCGCCACCGAAAGGGGAUGUCCGCAACAACUUAGCGAUGGUUUUACACCGGAUAAAUACCCUGACGACGUUAUUCCAACAAUUACAACAGGAGGCGUCGUGCACUGCGCAACUUAUGAUGGUGGUGCAGGAUGCGCUUUCGGUGGACGAUCUUUUCCAAUGAUGCCGAGCG
Molecule: messenger RNA, 477 nt
Organism: Linepithema humile (Argentine ant)
Lineage: Eukaryota; Metazoa; Arthropoda; Insecta; Hymenoptera; Formicidae
Source: RefSeq, a predicted model, not a curated record